Aspergillus lentulus is the source of this 1893-nucleotide messenger RNA. Its product is annotated as serine/threonine-protein kinase RAD53. The record is from RefSeq and is a predicted model, not a curated record. Gene Ontology annotation, biological process: protein phosphorylation. Lineage: Eukaryota; Fungi; Ascomycota; Eurotiomycetes; Eurotiales; Aspergillaceae. Gene Ontology annotation, molecular function: protein binding; ATP binding; protein serine/threonine kinase activity.
AUGGCCGAUGACGAGUUGGUACAGAGCUUUAAACUGGACAUAACCUUUGUCGGUGGUCGACGGCGGCAAACCGAGUCCAGGGAAGCUAGGGACGGCAGUGGUCAAGCUGAGGAGAAUAUCUCCUUGUGGGCUCGCCAGGAGUAUCUAGUAAAGGAUUUUCACGUCUUCCUUGAUAAGAACGUCAAGACUCAGGAGCUUCGAGUGGUGAAAAAGAUCAUGCAGGGGGACUGGUCCGACUGGAUGUCGGAAGUCAAGAUAAUGGGCAUGGUGACCAAGGCCACCAAAAAACAAGGCAAGGAAUUAUUCGUUGAAUUUCUGGGCUGGUAUCCCGGGAAAGAUUACAUCGGUUUAGUGAUGGAGUACUGCCGAUACGGAGAUGUUUCCAGAUGCUUCCCAGGUCCACUCUCUGAAGAAAAGGCAUGGACUCUCUGUAGCCAGCUUCUAGAAGGACUUCAAAUAUUGCAUGGAAUGGGCAUCACGCACAGGGAUAUCAAGCCACAGAAUAUCCUCGUUGUACAGAAGGACCCCCUGAGAGUAAAGAUAGCCGACUUUGGCAUCAGCAAGAGAAUAUCUACGAAGCAGACCAAUCUCAAGACAAGAGUAGGGACUGAUGGCUACAGGGCGCCGGAAAUCCUAAGCUUGUUCGACUCCAGCAAACGGGAUUCGCUAUACACCAGCGCGGUGGACAUCUGGUCCCUGGGAUGCGUACUCUACUAUGCUCUUACCAAGGACGAACCGUUCCCGUCGCCCCAGUCCCUGGAGAAUUACCUGAGAGGUUCCGCCUUUCCUGAAGACACGCUGAUUGAAAGGGGUGUGGGCGCUUCCGGACGACAGUUUAUUAUCAGCCUCAUGGCACCUUUGCCGGAGAACCGCCGCAAGGCCACUUUGGAUGCCCUGUCAGAUUGGACAAUUAACAAUGCUGAAGAGCCAAUUGAUGGUGCCGAUGAACCUCCACAAAAUGCGGAAGGUGAGGCUCUUGGGCUACUUGGAGGAUUUUCAAUAGAUUCACCCGCUAGCACGGUGCCCCGUUGGGCCAGUUCGCAUUACACGCCACCAAUACAACCGCAAGAGGAUAUGGAACUCUAUUCCUUGGAAUUGUGGCACAUUCUCAAAUCCGCUCACGGCCCAAUCGACAGACUCCGCCCUCUCCUCGACGCUGGCGCCAAAACUGACAAGCCUCUGAAUGGAUACACAGCCCUGCACCUCGCCGCAAAACAAGGCUCCCCGGACAGGUUGCAGAUCCUCCUCAGUUACGGCAGUGACCUGACUGUGCGCACACAGCCGCAUCGCGAGACCGCCCUACACCUCAUCACGUACGAGGGCGACUUUGAGCUGUUUGAGGCAAAGUAUAGGUUGCUCCGUGGGCGAGAAGGGGAGCUAGACAUCAACGCCAGGGACGUGGACGGGAAUACAGCGCUGCACUUGGCAGUUGCCAGAUUUGGAACGGCAACAGCUGUCAAGUUGCUCUUAGAAGCCGGAGACUUGACGGAACUCAAGGAUAAGGACGGGUUAACGCCCCUUCUUUACGCCUUGAGCCUUAACCAGUGGGAGAAAGCGAGUAUUCUUUUAGAGUUCAGGGCAAAUCCAAAUGCGCAUGAUCAAUUGGGGUGGACAGCUUUGCACCAUGCUGUUGCCUCUCGGCGGUGCGAGUUGCAGCUUCUGGAGCGACUGAUACAAUUAGGGGCAGCCCUGGAUACUAAAAACAAUGACAACCUGUCGCCUCUAGCACUGGCAGCGAAGUUGAACAAAAAGGACGUCAUGUAUUUGCUCAUCGACCACGGUGCGAACUGUGAGCUUGGGUUUCCGGCGCUGGAGAAACAGAUCAAAUGGGCGCUGGCCCUGCGUGGGAUUCCCUGGCCUAUCGGGGAAGGAAGAGAGUGGCUAGAGUGUUAA